AUGAAUACGUUCAAAUGUGUCUUCAUGGGAUGCAAGAAAGUGUUUGACCCGCCACGCUGAAUCGCACGACAGUGAAAAUAUUAAAUGCGCUCAGUAUCCUAAAUCGUUUAUGCGUAAAGACAAUCACGAUACUCACGUUAAAGUUAUUAAUUUCGGAGGAAGGGUUGCUUUACCAGCUAUUGUUCCCGACGUGCGAGCAGGACCGUCAAAUAUCACUGCCGGACCGUCGAACGAACGUGCUAUGGACUACCGACGAGGAAAAUGACGAGCUGUUUAUGAAACUCGAUAUGGAUAUUUGCAACAACGAAGGUAAGAUUUCUUUUAUUAUGCUCCAUCACAUAGGAAAUAGCAGGGGAAUUAGUUUUAAUUUUUUUUUUCUUGCUGUUCCCGUAGGUGGAAAACGGGCACUCAAAGAAGAAAUCGCCGGUAGUGUGAAAAAAGCAAGGAUGGAAAUAGAUGAAACGCCUAGAUUCACCAAAAAGAACGAGACGUGUACUAAGGACGAGGAAGUGGAUUCUCCCUUCAGCAUAUAG
Molecule: messenger RNA, 533 nt
Organism: Cinara cedri
Lineage: Eukaryota; Metazoa; Arthropoda; Insecta; Hemiptera; Aphididae
Source: the annotation of a GenBank genome assembly